AUGUGGCGCGAAUGCGAAUUCCCUCGCCCAUCGCCCUUGCUUCCCCCGCCCAUCGCGCUCGCUUCCCCCGCCCAUCGCGCUCGCUUCACCCGCCCAUCGCGCUCGCUUCCCCCGCCCAUCGCGCUCGCUUUCCCCUCCCGUCGCCCUCGCUUCCCCCUCCCGUCGCCCUCGCUUUCCCCUCCCGUCGACCUACCAACCCCCUCCCGUCCCCCUCCUAUCGCCCUCCCAUCGCCCUCCCAUCGCCCUCUCAUCGCCCUCCCAUCCCCCUCCCAUCCCCUUCCCAUCCCCAUCCCGUCGCCCUCCCAUCCCCCUCCCAUCGCCCUCUCAUCCCCCUCCCGUCGCCCUCCCAUCCCCCUCCCGUCCCCAUCCCAUCACCCUCCCAUCCCCCUCCCGUCCCCCUCCCAUCCCCCUCCCAUCCCCCUCCCAUCCCCCUCCCAUCCCCCUCCCGUCGCCCUCCCAUCCCCCUCCCGUCCCCACUUCAUCCCCCUCCAAUCCCCCUCUGAUCCCCCUCCCGUCCCCAUCCCAUUACCCUCCCAUCCCCCUCCCAUCGCCCUCCCAUCCCCCUCCCGUCCCCACUUCAUCCCCCUCCCAUCCCCCUCUGAUCCCCCUCCCGUCCCCACCCCAUCACCCUCCCAUCCCCUCCCGUCCCCAUCCCAUUCCCCUCCCAUCCCCCUCCCAUCCCCCUCCCAUCCCCCUCCCAUCCCCCUCCCAUCCCCCUCCCAUCCCCCUCCCGUCCCCAUCUCAUCCCCCUCCCAUCCCCCUCUGAUCCCCCUCCCGUCCCCCUCUGAUCCCCCUCCCAUCCCCCUCCCGUCCCCAUCCCAACACCCUCCCAUCCCCCUCCCAUCGCCCUCCCAUCCCCUCCCAUCCCCCUCCCAUCCCCCUCCCGUCGCCCUCCCAUACCCCUCCCAUCCCCCUCCCAACACCCUCCCAUCCGCCUCCCAUCCCCCUCCCAUCCCCCUCCCGUCCCCCUCCCAUCCCCCUCCCAUCCCCCUCCCGUCACCCUCCCAUCCCCCUCCCGUCCCCAUCCCAUCACCCUCCCAUCCCCCUCCCGUCCCCAUCCCAUCACCCUCCCAUCCCCAUCCCGUCGCCCUCCCAUCCCCCUCCUGUUCAUUCUCUGAGCCCCCUGCUCAUUCUCUUCUCCACUGCUCAUUCUCUUCUCCACUGCUCAUUCUCUUCUCCACUGCUCAUUCUCUUCUCCACUGCUCAUUCUCUUCUCCACUGCUCAUUCUCUUCUCCACUGCUCAUUCUCUUCUCCACUGCUCAUUCUCUUCUCCACUGCUCAUUCUCUUCUCCACUGCUCAUUCUCUUCUCCACUGCUCAUUCUCUUCUCCACUGCUCAUUCUCUUCUCCACUGCUCAUUCUCUUCUCCACUGCUCAUUCUCUUCCCCCCUGCUCGCUCUGUUCCCCCUUUCACUCACCCCCAUCUCCAACCACGCAGUGUACAGGUCCCAGAAUCCCAGCACCACAGGCCAAGGUUGCAUGCUGUGUAGCAAACAAGAAGACCUUACAUUUCCUAGCUGUCUUCUUUGCGUUGAAAAUCAAUUGUAA
Closterium sp. Yama58-4 is the source of this 1548-nucleotide messenger RNA. NCBI's taxonomy places the organism in Eukaryota, Viridiplantae, Streptophyta, Zygnematophyceae, Desmidiales, Closteriaceae. The record is from the annotation of a GenBank genome assembly.